AGAAUUAUGUAAAUAGCUUCAUUUGUGUACAAAUAAAUACGUCGUUUCACGAGUAGUUUUUGGAUAUUGGUUGUUUUUAGCCGCACUGUGAUUGAAGUCAUUAUUUGCGUGGACAAAUAGAGAUUGUGCUGACGUGAAGAUCCUUUUCUGAAGAUGUGGAGAUUUUCUGCAGUUUUAAGACGUUGCACGUCAACUUUAUCCAGCAGCAGACUUGGGGAAAAUGACAGCCUGUUCACAGUCCAUCCUGCUGUGAAAGAGGCCCUAGCUGAUCACAGGCCAGUUGUGGCUCUGGAAAGCACUAUUAUUACACAUGGAAUGCCUUACCCUCACAAUCUGAGCACAGCUAAAGAAGUAGAGGCCAUUGUAAGGGCUGAGGGUGCAAUCCCUGCUACUGUUGGAAUUCUUGAGGGCAGGAUUCAUGUGGGCCUUUCCGUAGAUGAACUGGAUUUUCUGGCACACAGUAAAAAAGCACUAAAAGUGUCCAGAAGAGACCUGCCUUAUGUCAUCAGCCAGGGUCUAUCUGGUGGCACCACUGUCUCCGGCACUAUGAUUGCGGCUCACAUGGCUGGGAUCCCUAUAUUUGUAACGGGAGGAAUUGGAGGAGUACACAGAGAUGGAGAGAACUCAAUGGAUGUGAGCGCAGACCUCACUGAACUGGGUCGAACUCCAAUUGCUGUUGUGUCUGCUGGGGUGAAAUCUAUCCUAGAUAUCGGUCGCACACUUGAGUUUUUAGAAACUCAGGGUGUGUGUGUGGCCACAUAUGGAGACUCAAAAUGCUUCCCUGCUUUCUUUUCCCAGCAAAGUGGAUUCACUUCUCCUUACCAUGUCUCUAGUCCUCAAGAAGCAGCAGAUCUUAUCGCAAGCACACUAUCUCUAGGGUUGCAGAGUGGCCUUUUGUUGGCUGUUCCCAUUCCAGAAGAACAUGCAGCCACAGGACAGCAGAUAGAAGAUGCCAUAAAUAUUUCUGUGUCUGAGGCCAGCUUAAAAGGUAUCACAGGAAGAGAUGUCACCCCUUUCAUCCUCCAGUGUGUCAGUGAAUUGACUAAAGGAAAGUCCUUACAAGCUAAUAUAGCACUAAUCCAUAAUAACGCUAAGGUGGGCAGUAAGAUAGCACGUGCCCUUUCUAAACACAAAGAAAAAAGUGGAAGCAGCUUAAGAGGUGGCACCAAGACCUUAAAGCCAAAGGGCCAGGAAAUGUACUCUAAAACCAUUGUUAUAGGUGGAAUAAAUGUGGAUUUAAUUGCUAAAGGAACAACAAAGAAAUUGGUGUUUGGUCAGACAAAUCCAGGAAGCAUGUGCCAAUCAUUUGGAGGAGUGGGCAGAAAUGUUGCUGACUGUUUGAGCCGUUUAGGACACAAACCACUCUUCAUCUCUGCCAUUGGAAAAGACUCUCAUAGCGAUGCUGUGUUAAACUAUUGUAAGCACAUGGAUAUGAGUGGAGUUGCUAGAUUACAGGAUCAAAGGACUGCAACUUACUGUGCUGUGAUAACUGAGUCUGGAGAACUGAGCCUGGGAUUGGGGGACAUGGAUAUCCAUCAGCAAAUACAAGAGCAGUAUGUUUCUCAGUUUGAGGAUCAGCUUGCAUCUGCAUCUCUUGUAGUUCUUGAUGGCAAUAUUCCGGUUUCAACCAUCGAUUAUGUAUGUGGUAUUGCCAAGAAUCAUUCAGUCCCAGUGUGGUUUGAGCCUACAGAUGCAGAUAAGGCCUGUAAGCCCUUCCUGUCAGUGAGCUGGAAAUCCCUGUCCUACACCUCCCCCAACCUGGCUGAGCUCUGUACCAUGAAUAAAACCAUAGGUCUACCCACUCCUUCAGAGCUGCCCAAAUCACUUGAAGAUGUCUCGAGUUGUGUACCAGCUCUCUCCCGCCCCCUGCUGGAGCACCUGCACUGUGUAGUGGUUACUCUUGGUUCGCUGGGUGUAGUAGUGUGUGGAGAGUAUGAGGCUGGCACUGUUAAUUUGCAACCACGAAAGCAAAAACAGAAAGGACGAUUGUGUGCACUCCAUUAUCCUGCAUUGGCUGUGAACUCUAAUGAAACAGUAAAUGUGUCCGGAGCUGGUGACAGUUUUGCAGGAGCAAUGAUGGCUGGGAUCAUGCAAAGAAGGGACACAGACAGCUGUGUACGUAUGGGUCUCCUUGCUGCCCGCAUGUCCUUGUUGUCACCUCACCCAAUAGAUCCAUCUUUGACAGCAGAUGCCAUCCAUCCAGAGAGAUUGCACUCUCAAAUGUGGUCCAAGCCUACAUGCAUGUGGAUGGAGGACUGAUGAUCAAUUGUACAGUGAGCAAUCUCACCAGCUGGUGCCUUAAAGUCACAGUGGCUUAAAUCUACAUAUAGUUACAUCCAAUUAAAUGUGGUACUUGGUGGGCUUUUACUCAAAUAUGGGUGGUUAAUUAUGUACACAUGCUUCAUGUUUGUAAAUUACUUAAAAGUUGUUUUUUGAUUCAUUGUUUAAUUUAACAGAUCUAGACCUCUGACUCUGUCACGCUCAUCUCACUUGUAGUGGCAAAGACUCUUGCAGAAGGAACUCCAAAUUCUAACUCAUAACUAUAAUAAAAAAUUUCUGUUUUUAGCAGUUUACAGUAAAACAGUUUAGGGGUUUACUGUAUUGUAUUAUGCUUGGUUUGACACCUGGCAUUUUUUAAAUGUUCCAGACCAGCUUUUGUGUGAUUAAAACAUUUGUGAACAUUUAAUUGUGAUUUUUAAUUAUGUGAAUUAAAAUGUAUUACACUGCA
Molecule: messenger RNA, 2728 nt
Organism: Myxocyprinus asiaticus (Chinese sucker)
Lineage: Eukaryota; Metazoa; Chordata; Actinopteri; Cypriniformes; Catostomidae
Exons: 19
Coding region: 154-2259 (701 amino acids)
Molecular function (GO): kinase activity; pseudouridylate synthase activity
Source: RefSeq, a predicted model, not a curated record